Marmota flaviventris (yellow-bellied marmot) is the source of this 792-nucleotide messenger RNA. It is a transcript of the gene Cldn5, whose product is annotated as claudin 5. Gene Ontology annotation, cellular component: membrane; bicellular tight junction. Lineage: Eukaryota; Metazoa; Chordata; Mammalia; Rodentia; Sciuridae. Gene Ontology annotation, molecular function: structural molecule activity. The record is from RefSeq and is a predicted model, not a curated record.
GUGGUGAGGUGGCUGAGUGGGCGCAAACGAACCAGGGUACUAGGGUGGGCGCAGGGCGCCGAGUCGCAUCGCCAAAGCAGUGAGGCUCGCUCCGGGAGGCCCAGGGGCCAGAGCACGCGCACCUCGCCUCCAGACAUGGGGUCGGCAGCGUUAGAAAUUUUGGGUCUGGUGCUGUGCCUAGUGGGCUGGGUAGGCCUGAUACUGGCAUGCGGACUGCCCAUGUGGCAGGUGACCGCCUUCCUGGACCACAACAUCGUGACAGCGCAGACCACAUGGAAGGGGCUGUGGAUGUCAUGCGUGGUGCAGAGCACAGGGCACAUGCAGUGCAAGGUGUAUGAGUCUGUGCUGGCACUGAGCACCGAGGUGCAGGCGGCGAGGGCGCUCACCGUCGGCGCGGUGCUACUGGCGCUGGUUGCGCUCUUCGUAAGCCUGGCGGGCGCACAGUGCACUACCUGUGUGGCCCCAGGCCCAGCUAAAGCCCGCGUGGCUCUCACAGGCGGCGUGCUUUAUGCGCUGUGCGGGCUGCUGGCACUCGUGCCACUCUGCUGGUUCGCCAACAUCGUAGUCCGUGAGUUCUACGACCCGGCGGUGCCAGUGUCACAGAAGUAUGAGCUGGGUGCAGCCUUGUACAUCGGGUGGGCGGCCUCUGCUUUGCUCAUGUGCGGUGGCGGCCUUGUGUGCUGCGGAGCCUGGGUCUGCGCUGGCCGCCCGGACCUCAGCUUUCCAGUCAAGUAUUCUGCGCCACGGCGGCCGACGGCCAGCGGUGACUACGACAAGAAGAACUACGUCUGA